Molecule: messenger RNA, 213 nt
Organism: Kwoniella shivajii
Lineage: Eukaryota; Fungi; Basidiomycota; Tremellomycetes; Tremellales; Cryptococcaceae
Exons: 3
Coding region: 1-213 (70 amino acids)
Source: RefSeq, a predicted model, not a curated record
AUGCCUACCGCUUGGGGAGACCAACCACCGCUGUUUGAAGGAUCAACUAUUAUCAAUGGAACAAUCGAGCAAAAACUCGACCGCUUAGCGAUACGAGAAAUCUGCGAGGGCUGGCCAACUCACCGAGAUGCACAAGAGUGGUCGAGGUAUCGUGACCUCUUCGCGGAUGAUGCGUAUAUCUUUACCACCUGGUCUCUGGAGGCUGUACCGUAG